This is a messenger RNA of Mytilus californianus (California mussel), 2877 nucleotides long. Its product is annotated as egg peptide speract receptor-like. The record is from RefSeq and is a predicted model, not a curated record. Bases 77 to 2704 code for a protein of 875 amino acids. The transcript is spliced from 15 exons. Gene Ontology annotation, cellular component: membrane. Lineage: Eukaryota; Metazoa; Mollusca; Bivalvia; Mytilida; Mytilidae.
ACUAAAGCAAAUGCUGGAUUUUACACAGAGUUUAUAAUCAAGGAGAGAAUAUAACUAUAUUCAUCUAGAGUGCAUAAUGAGUAAUAUAGUACACUGGAUAUUUAUACAAUUUGUAUGUGGCUAUUUUUGCAACUCUAACGCCUAUGAAGUAUACAGGCUUCCUGAAAGACAUAAUAUCACCCAUGUAAAUGGAUUAAAGUUCUUAUCGCCAUAUAUUAGUAAUUUUGCAAUAGGAGAACAUAAAAGACUUGUUCUAAGAUGUCAAGUGCGCACUGACAGAGAACCUAAUUUUGAGUGGGUAAGGAUAGAGAACUCAACGUCUGCAAAAGUUAUAAGAAAUAAUACUGACGAUGGACGCUAUUUGAUCUUCGUAAAAAGACGACAACGACGGCGAGGUGACACAUACAACAAUAAACUUGUAAUACGAAACACACAAGCAUCAGAUUCAGGAGUUAUAAAGUGUCGUGUAAAUGUCAGAGGGUCCGCUGUCAUAGAAAGACAAUUCAAAGUUAACGUUGGAGAAUCUAUAUUGACUCCGAUUAGACUGGAAUCAUACACUCAGCGUGGAGAAGGAUUGCUCCGAAUUCGCUUAAAGAACAAAUGGACUUAUUUUCAUUACAAUACUUUCAGUUCAGUAAAGGCCUCUAUUGUGUGUCGGUCUCUUGGAUAUCCAUAUGGGGGUGUAGCACGAAAUACAUAUGAAGAACGAACUAUAUUAGGACAUGCAGAGCAUCACGUGUACAAAAGUGAAAAAUAUAACCCAUAUUGUAUCUAUGGAAUCAGUUGUUUCCCAAAUGUUACAGAUAUCGUCCAAUGUCAAAUAAUAAAACAAAAAAAAUGUUACUCUCCACAUGUGCUUGGAAUUACUUGCAGGUUGGAGCCUGUUAAAAUUCCAGACGUGCCUGUUCGUUUGUUGGUUCCAGGCAUGGGGGUCCUGAAGUUACAAGAGGGUGUUGUAGAAGUUUUUCUUGAUGGUCAUUGGGGAUUCGUUAAUAUAAAUUAUAUCGGACAGUCCGAAGUACAUGCUCUUUGUCAAACCCUUGGUUUUAAGUAUGGUGGUGAGAGUUAUAAAGCAACAGAUAUUUAUUUUAAAUUCAAUUCGCUGGACUAUACAAAUCCAAUUUUGCGAAACCUUUCUUGCUCCGAGAAUGCAUUACAUUUUAAUGAGUGCAAUCAUACGGUAUGGGGAGAUCGUACAUUGGAUAGCAGUUGGGAUAUUUUAGCUAUUAAAUGCUGGACACAUUCAGAAAUAUAUGAUUCAGGAGUUCAAGUACGACUAGCAGGAUCAAACAUAGAACACGAAGGACGAGUUGAAAUCUUGCACAACAACGUCUGGGGAACUGUGAAUGAUUACUGGUAUGGAUAUCCGGGAGCGAAUGUGUUGUGCAAAAUGUUGGGGUAUCCGUAUGGAGGAGUACCUAAAUUUGAAAGAAUAGCUCCCGGACAAGGACCAACAUGGAUAGACUUCAUCGAAUGUCCUCUUGAUGCAAAUGAUUUACAGGACUGUGAGUUUGAAUGGGUUAAGUCAGAAGAAGACAUUCACAGAAGUUUGUUUGGAUCAGCAUUUAUUAAAUGCAGAACAGAACCGGUCGAAGUUCCAGAAGUUAAGUUUAGACUAAACGGAACAUGGAGUGGUCAAGGUAUUGGUAUACUUGAGUACUUUAAAGACGGGUACUGGGGAUAUGUGUGUGGGGCCUAUAUGGGAACCUCUGAGGCAUCGAUGUUCUGUCACCAAUUAGGAUUUACUAAAGGUGGUCGUCUUUUGUUUGGAUAUAACAAUUAUGGAUAUAGGAAAGGACAAAAUCAUUUUAAACAUGAUAUCGGACCAACCAUAUUAAAGUAUAUAGAAUGCCCUUGGGAUUCAGUUGAGCUCGAUCAAUGUUCAGAACGUUUAUGGGCUUAUAAAGAUGACAUACUAUCUUGUGAAAUGCACACACUAGAUGUAAAACUAAAAUGUAAUACAGAACCUUUCCCAGAUUACGAAAUACAACUAUUUGGUGGAAAUUCAAACAAUUCUGGACAACUUCUUGUGAAAUAUGAGAACACAUGGUUGAAGGUAACACCUGAACGAUUUGAAAUAAGAAAUGUAGCUGUUGUUUGCCGGCAGCUUGGAUUUAGACAUGGUGGAGAAAUGCACGUUAAUAUGUCCAUUUACGAAAAUAGUAAAAAUUGGUUGAAACUGGUAUGCAAUGGACAAGAACAAAAUGUUGGACAAUGCAACGGAGUGCAUAGAUUGUCUAGCAAUGCGUGGUAUAGUUACAGGAGUGCUGCGGUGUUCAUUGAGUGCUAUGAUAUCAACGGUCCAGAACUCAAAAUGACUGUCUCUUUAAAAAGUGAUGGAAAAGUUAAUGUCCAUCGAUUAGGAGCAACAUGGCAAAUAUGUGCCUCUGCAUGGAAUUCUUAUCAGGAACCUCUAUGGGAUGAUGUAGGUGCAACUGCUGUCUGUCGUAUGCUCAAUAAUAGUUUCAGCAAUGCAACUGCAACACACAUACCAUAUGAUUAUAAAGGAUUUCCAGCAACAGCAAAUAACAUACAACAACUUUACUGUCCGAGGGGUGCUUCACAUCUUGGAGAUUGUUUCUACGGGGGUUACAUAAGUUAUAAAGAAUCAAAGUUAGCAUCUCCAUGGCAACCAGGUGCUUGCAGGGAGGAAGAUUCAUACUACACGUUAACACGACGAGGAGGUGUUCGAUGCAACAUAUAAACAUUCUACAUACUUAUUCAAUGCAACAUAUAUAUAUAUAUAUAUAUAUAUAUAGUAUAUACAUAAGCAUUCGACAUAAUUAUUCAGUGCAACAUAUGAACAUUUGACAUACUUUUCCAAUGCAACAUAUUAACAUUUGACAUACUUAUUCAAUAAAACAUACAAACAUUUUA